AUGAGGCCGUUUCACUUGCGUUGGAAAGUUAACUCAAUCAGAGCACGCAGGGAACUGAGGUAUAUCAGAAGCCAACAAAGUCACAACAAUGAGUUCUACAUCCUCACCACGCCAUUAAUCAAGCAUGAACACAAGGCCAACCUUGGUCUUUUGUUUGGAAAGACACUCAUCAAUGUGAGGCAUCUAGCUCAAGACUUGGAAAGCAACAAGAAGCUUUGUGUGCGAUUUGGGAGACUCAACACAGCCAUAGUGCAACAUGUGGGAAUCACCAUUCCCAACUAUGAGCCACUGCCCAACCCAAUCCCUUUGGAUCUCCAUGACCUUCAGCAAAUUCACUUCCUCAACCGUUGGACUCAAAACCCAACCAAGUUUUGCUAUGAGUUCCCAAUUGGACCAACCAACACUUCGCUUGUCUUGCUGCCACAUGAGGACAUCCCAAGCCUACGAUCAGUUAAUCAAGCCCUAGACCGUGUGAGCAAGCUGGAGAAGAUUGUGGAGUGCCAAUCAUGUUUCAUCUCAGGCCUUGUUUGUGUAGUCCGCCACAUUGCACCGGAGAGACUCUUUCGCCCUUCUCUCACUGCUAGAGAACCAUAUGAGCCUGACCUUGGUCUUUUGGAGCAUUCUGGAGCAUAUGGGACGAGGAGCAUGGAGGACUUGGUGCAUGGACGCAGCUCAACUGGAUACGCAAAGGAAGAAGGAGGAAGCCAUCUUGAAGACCAGCUCGACCACCUACUCGACCAACCGGUCGAGUUCCUCAACUCGACCGGCCAAGCUUCAACUCGAUCGAGCUGA
Messenger RNA from Microthlaspi erraticum, 792 nucleotides. The record is from the annotation of a GenBank genome assembly. NCBI's taxonomy places the organism in Eukaryota, Viridiplantae, Streptophyta, Magnoliopsida, Brassicales, Brassicaceae.